AACAAACCUGAGCGAAACAUUCAAAGCAAUACCAUUGCUUGGAUAUUUAUCUUGCAUGCACGGAAAUUCAAAAUGUUUGAAAUUCGCACUCAAAAGCUACUUUUACCAAAUCUCAAAAUUUUUCAACAGUGUUGGAAACCAAUAGAGCAGGAACAACCAUCAAUAUCGCCUAACCAUGAACUUGCUCGACCAAGUUACAGACCAACUAGCUACCAUUGAACUAAAAGACGACGAUAUCUCGGAGUACAUUGCCGGCAUCGUCCAGGAAGAUUCGCUUGAAGACGACGAAAAGCGAGAAGCCAUCUCUGAAUUCCUUGCCGAGACCACAGAUAAACCUACCGGUCCGGUCAUCAAUACCAUUCUCGAAAAAUGGAAGGUCAUUCAGCAGGAUCUUGAAAAAGCGGAAGCAGACCGAAAGGCGAAACUGAUUGAAGAAGCACAAGCACGUGAAAAGGCACGACAAGCACAGUUGGAACAGGAGGCCGCUUCUCGUCGUGAAACAGCGAAAAAACUCACUGAAGAGGAACGUCAGCGGCGUCAACGGCUAAUGCGCCAAUAUGAUCGUGAUGACGACAGCGAGACAGUUGUCACGAAUAGUAAUGAUGCAUUGUUGCAAGCGAACUUGAAUGCGGAAAAGAUCAAGCAGCAGGAGCAGAGCAGACGGGAUCAGAUGAAGAAACAGAGUGAAGAAGAAAAGGAACGAAAUAAGAUGCUUUUAAAAAAACAAAGAGAGGAAAAAGAGAAAGAGAGGGAAAAGAAUAAGAAGGGAACGCCAAAGAAGGAAAGAAGACGCAUGUGAAAUGGACCCUUCUGAAGGGGCUUGCACAAAUUGGCUAAAAACUCAUAGAUCCAUCUAAAAAAAAGCAUAAGCACUCGCCAAUAAAUCGUACCUGGCAUUCAUUUCUCU
Molecule: messenger RNA, 907 nt
Organism: Radiomyces spectabilis
Lineage: Eukaryota; Fungi; Mucoromycota; Mucoromycetes; Mucorales; Radiomycetaceae
Exons: 5
Coding region: 176-799 (207 amino acids)
Source: RefSeq, a predicted model, not a curated record